Messenger RNA from Penicillium psychrosexuale, 627 nucleotides. RefSeq lists its product as uncharacterized. Lineage: Eukaryota; Fungi; Ascomycota; Eurotiomycetes; Eurotiales; Aspergillaceae. Bases 1 to 627 code for a protein of 208 amino acids. The record is from RefSeq and is a predicted model, not a curated record. The transcript has 3 exons.
AUGGGUGAGCGCCGCUUUACGGUCGCGCGACCGGUGACAAGGGCUCGUGCUCGAGCCUGGUGCCUAGAGCUACCAGUCACUGCCGGUCAGCACCGUCGAGCUCUCGAUCCUGAGAACCUUGUCCGGACCCGAGAACUACGAAACACUGAAACCAUCGAUCCCGCAAUCCCGAAGCCAAAUCCACACGACGGAAAUGGAGAUCAAUGUCUUGCCGAGGAUCCUAAGGAGCAUGGCCCUAAAGUCGUGGACUUACUGCAGAAUAUGGAAUUUCCGAAACUAGAUGGUGAUGCGCCGAUUGACGAUAUAAUCGACAAGUGUUGGCACAAUAAAUAUGCCACGGUUGCAGCAUUGCCCGCGCACACAGAGACGCUUAUUACUGAAGGAACCAAACAGGAGGGAACCAACGCCGAGUCAAUCUCCGUCACCCGACGGCACAUGGUUAUAGGCCGUAUAAUUCGUGGGUUAUGGUGCAGCCUCGGGAACUGGCGGACAUUGGUGCGACAGAUCCUAGGUCUGGCUGGACCCUCUUUGCUUCCCGACAUCGCUGGGGUUCUUACCAGGCAGAUACCCCUCACAGGUUUCUCGCUUUCCCUGUGCAGCUCCACCUUCUCAAUCAAGCCGACAUGA